Molecule: messenger RNA, 1143 nt
Organism: Emericellopsis atlantica
Lineage: Eukaryota; Fungi; Ascomycota; Sordariomycetes; Hypocreales; Bionectriaceae
Exons: 1
Coding region: 124-780 (218 amino acids)
Source: RefSeq, a predicted model, not a curated record
AGGCCUCAUGUCCGGGGGCUGUGUGAGCGUCUGCCGUGUCAGAACUUCUUCAGGUCGACAUCAAGAUGAAAAUUAAUAGUAAUUUCAACAAUGUCUAUAUAAGAACUGGAGUCGAGGGCUCGGAUGAGAUUCAACAGCAUCGACAGCACCAUUCCGUUCUCAACUCUCUUCGAGACUUGCAGUAUAAACCCUUCAGCCCCAAUUCAUAUCCUAAGCAUCUCCCAUUCGAGCAACAUGUUCAAGAACAUCCUGUCAACUGCCGCCCUGCUCUCCGCUGCCCUGGCAGCGCCAACAUCCACGACAGGCGGCAACCACCCUACCCGCACAGACACGCACCUCACAGGCGUCACCCACACCGUCGUCGUCGGCCAGGGCGGUCUCAACUUCGAGCCCGCCAAUGUCGUCGCGCAAGUCGGCGACAUCAUCCAGUGGGAUUUCCUCCCGGCCAACCACAGCGUCGCCCAGUCCAACUUCGCCGACCCCUGCCAGCCCCUGGCAGACGGCUCUGGCUUCUUCCCUGGCUUCGCGUUCGCAACGCAAGAGGGCAAAAACGACCAUGUCUUUCAACUCGUCGUCGAAGACGACAGCACCAUCUGGUACUACUGCCCUCAGCUCAAGGGCGAGCAUUGCAAGAAGGGCAUGGUGGGCGUGAUCAACCAGGAUUUUGAUAGCAAUGAGCGCACGCUGGCCAAGCACAAGGUGCUCGCGGCUGGUGUGGAGGAGAUUGUUGUGCCACCGCGGACGCAGGGUGGUGAGGUUCUUGUGAACCCUGAUCCUUAGAAAGACCAUAUUUUGGAUAGUUCAUAUUGCAUUCUUUCGAAAUCACAUUUUGUCAUGCCUUAACAAACGACAACAUUACGCUCACCACAGUAUAUAAUCAAAUAACCCGAAAUAUCUUAUUAAGACACCAAGAGCCAUUCAUUAAAAUAGAAUUACUACAGAAACCCUCUUUAUGGCGAGGACCGUGACUGUUGCAGAAAGAUAAUCACCAUUGUCGUGUGUCGACGCCGUGCAGGGUAGUCUAGCAUCUGGCAUACCCUACAUACCUCAGGGACCCUUAUGUAAUCCGCGACUUGGGUUUGCCGCCGGUAACCGCCCAGGCCCCAGGCAGCCAGGCCCGCCGCCCGUGGACUUUUGAUGAGC